CGUCCGAGGGCAUCACAACUCUCACCCCGCCGACCGACUCAAAGACGAGAUGAGGACCUUCGUUGCUCUGCUCGCCGCGUGCUGCCUGGUGGCGCUGUCCGGCGCCGGCCGGGUGGUGCGGGAGGGGGAGAAGUACUCCACCCAGUACGACAACGUGGACCUGAAAGAGAUCCUCGAAAACGACCGGCUGUUCACCAGCUACCAGAAGUGCAUCAUGGACGACGGUCCUUGCACCAACGACGGCCAGCUGCUCAGAGACGCCAUCCCCGACGCGCUGAUCAACUGCUGCGCCAAGUGCAACGACAAGCAGAAGGACGGCGCCAGGACCGUGAUCAAGCACCUGCGCGAGAAGAAGCACGACGUGUGGGUCAAGGUCACGGGCAAGUACGACCCCGAUGGCAAGUACGAGAAGCAGUACGAGAAGGACAUGAAGGAGCCGGAAUGUUUGACCAGCACCCGAUAAGAGCCCUUCCCCCCUUUUCGGGACCGGCGCGACGUUCCUGAGACGUCGCCGCGACACCGCGACAGCAGCGUGACUGUUCCGUCAGCCGGUUCUGCUGGUGGAUUCAGCUGCAAAACAAAUAAUAUGAAUCAUUAUAAUAUAUAUAUAAUUUUUUUGUGAAAAUAAUUCCAAUGGCCUACUACAAAUAAAAUAAAAAGUUUCUAAAACACAAA
Molecule: messenger RNA, 675 nt
Organism: Bacillus rossius redtenbacheri
Lineage: Eukaryota; Metazoa; Arthropoda; Insecta; Phasmatodea; Bacillidae
Product: allergen Tha p 1-like
Exons: 2
Coding region: 50-463 (137 amino acids)
Source: RefSeq, a predicted model, not a curated record